This is a messenger RNA of Hipposideros armiger (great roundleaf bat), 4914 nucleotides long. It is a transcript of the gene VWC2L, whose product is annotated as von Willebrand factor C domain containing 2 like. The transcript is spliced from 4 exons. Gene Ontology annotation, biological process: negative regulation of BMP signaling pathway. Bases 1106 to 1795 code for a protein of 229 amino acids. NCBI's taxonomy places the organism in Eukaryota, Metazoa, Chordata, Mammalia, Chiroptera, Hipposideridae. The record is from RefSeq and is a predicted model, not a curated record. Gene Ontology annotation, molecular function: protein binding. Gene Ontology annotation, cellular component: AMPA glutamate receptor complex.
CUAAAGGGUCAAAGAGAAUCGGGGAGUAUACAUCUUCACAGAUUCUUUGACAAAGGUUAUGCUUUAUCUAUUAAUAAUAAUAGUCAGAGACUGCAGAUGACUUAAAUCUAAAUGCAGGUCUCUUCCGGAACUUUCAUCUCCGUAGCCCAUCCAAGAAUACAUUAAGAAUAAUUACAAUGUUGUUGUCUUUUUAUUGUGAUUUCAAUGCAAAUAAGUAUCUCGCACGUCAAGUGCCUUUCCCCCCCUCCUAAUGCAUGCAUCAGCUGUAUUAAGUGCUACUGCUUAGAGAACACUAGCCUGGUCUAGAGAAGCAGCUCCGGAUUUCGACCGAGAUGGGCUCAGAAGCCAGUUGGCGCUGUCCGUGGUGCUGAGGAAUUCCCGGCUGCCGGCAGAAUGAGCUCCAAAUCAGCAGUCUGCAAACUGCUCUCAGUGAUGCAGAAACCCAGCUAAAGUUGCUCCUUUCCUUCGCGUCCACAGUUAGUAUUUUCUGGUGUGUUAGAGGGGAUUCGAGUAACAUAUUGUGGAUGAUGCUGAUGUUAUUGCCAGCGGAGUGGGCUUUAAGCUUCAGCAUGCUGUUGCUGUUUGUGAUCCACAGAGCCUAGCCAAAUCACCUCUACUGCCGUAGCAAACACUGUGUAAAUGAACUCAUGUGUGGAGGAGGCGUAAUCAGCCGGGAAAUUUCAUAGAAGGAUCGGGGGAAAUGCUAAAUAUAAGUUCAACAUGAUUCUGCUACUGGGGUCUGGAUUUCUACAGGACCAGCUUUCCUUCUUGCUUUGAAUUCUGAAGACAGGUCCAAAGCAUAUUUCUUAUGUGUGUCUGCUGUAUUUCUCUCUGGAAGGGCGGGAGACUGCUUCUUGACUGUGGUUUGAAAUGGGAGGUAGAGAGAAUGGAUUGCCUUUAAUUCAAGCCUGAAAAUGUAUUCUUUGGAUAAUUAAAGAGAAACUGCUUUCUUAAAGCAUACCUGAUCUUUUAGUUCAUAUUGGUCUAUGACCCCCAUCACCACCAUUAACCUCCAGAGUGAUUAGCCUACCCCUCUUGCAUUCCCAUGGAAGGAGCUGAGUAUAUUUAAUAUUGGGAGCACAUCCAGAAGCCUUUGAGGAGGGGGAUGGCUCUUCAUAUUCAUGAAGCCUGCAUACUUCUGUUGGUCAUCCCUGGAUUGGUCACCCCUGCUGCCAUCAGUCAUGAAGACUAUCCUGCUGAUGAAGGUGACCAAAUGUCCAGUAAUGACAAUCUGAUCUUUGAUGACUAUCGAGGCAAAGGGUGUGUGGAUGACAGCGGCUUUGUAUACAAGUUGGGAGAACGAUUUUUCCCAGGGCAUUCCAACUGUCCAUGUGUCUGUGCUCUGGAUGGACCUGUUUGCGACCAGCCAGAAUGUCCUAAAAUUCACCCAAAGUGUACUAAAGUGGAACACAAUGGAUGCUGUCCUGAGUGCAAAGAAGUGAAAAACUUUUGUGAAUACCAUGGGAAAAAUUACAAAAUCUUGGAGGAAUUUAAGCUUCAGAACCCUAGCGCUGCUUUGAUUCCCUUCAGUGGCAGAUAUUGGUGGCUGGAAUCAAGGGCCAGGCCCCAGAAAAGUUUCACAGAGGGGACAUACAUAGGGCCAAAUUGGACCCUCCGAUUCACACCGUGUAUCUCUGAGAUGUGUGGUCCAAACUGCUUUGCAGGAACUACAAUAAUUCCGGCUGGCAUUGAAGUGAAAGUGGAUGAAUGUAACAUCUGUCACUGUCACAACGGGGACUGGUGGAAGCCGGCUCAGUGUUCAAAACGUGAAUGCCAAGGCAAGCAGACUGUGUAGGACCAACUCCCAACUGAUGACAAGUUCUUAGGAGACAACGCUAUGGCUUCUACUCUGCACAUGUUUAAAAUAAAACAAAACAAACAAACUCCUGCCAGCUAUAACAGGGUCACCAGCAAAAUCUUUUAGGGUUGAUAAAAGUGAAUAUUUUACUAAGAGAAAAUUUCUCUUUCUCUCUUGCUAUAUAAAAUAUAUAUAGUAUAUAGCUAUCAAACCCGCUUUUGUAAUCAUACAUGCUUGAUGGUGACUUGAUGACUGGAUUUCUGGAACAAAAACAAAGAAAUAGCCUUGUCCAGGCUCCUUCUCUGGUGACACUGCUAACCUGCCAGCUCACCACCCGCCGAGUUAAUCCAUUUUAACUCUCCUGUACAUCAUACAUGGCAUUUUUCUCUUGUAGCAUUUCCUUUUCCUGUUUAGAGUCUAAGAGGCCAGGUUUGAUGGCACAGUAAAGUUUUGAGUUGUAUCAAACAAGCCAUUGUAAAGAAAUGUCAGGAGUAAGGACUCUUCCUGACCAGGAAGACCAAAAGCAUCCAACCAAUCAUUCCCCUUGAAUGAAUCAUGACCUGUAGGCUGAGAAGAGAGAGGCACACACAGAUGGACCCACUGCUGGGCAGGGCGGGGAACUGGUGCUUGGUGCAUUAUUGGGGGGCUCCCAAUUUGAUUCUUACAAACCACACAUUUCAUCUGCAAAACCUUGAAACUGCCAAUCAAAAACUAACAUGGGAAGAAUGCCAAGAACUUGGCGAAAGAAUCCAAAGGGAAUAGAUAUUCAAAAUUGUAGCAUUAAUCACCAGACUUUAUCAUGAUGCCGAAUCUGAGUUCAGCUUGUAACACUCUAAACCCUCUCUGUCACCUGGCAGUAUAAAUAUCAGAACCAGGGUGAGUAGCCUCACUGUGAAUCUGAAUCCUUCUGAACACGACUGGCUUUGUAGAUCAGAUUUGGCUGAAAGCCAGUAGUACACACAGGCAGAUUUUAUGGUUUAGGAUGCAUUUGCCAUGUUAAUGACCACUUAGCCCUAUGUCUAAAACACAGAUUCAGGACACUCCUUUCCACCUCAAGUGCUGAUUUAAAUUAAAAAUUAGGGUAGAGUGAGUCUUGCACAAUAUAAUUCCAUUUGUUGAACAUUUUUUUAAAAUGUAUAUAUUAGAUAUGAAACAAUUAAAUUGAACCUUUGAAGAGUCUCAAGGUUGCCCUGGUAAUGCUGCUAGCAUAGUAACAGAAAAAAUAAACUACACAGGGUAUCUGAUGUCACCUCAAUUCAAGUGCAAAUUUAACAAUUCUGAAAUCACAUGGUAUAGUUAGUUGCUGAUUCCACUCUCCUGUCUUGAAAACCCUGGCACAGAUCUGGUAGGGUCCUUGAGGAAACUUGAAGGUUGUUUUCAUUGCCAACGUUCUUUCUUUUUCUGCUUUCACCCCAACCUGGGCUUUGCAAUAGCUCCUGUGGAGUGCCACAUUCUAGAACAAGGUUUCUCAACCUUAGUGUUAUUAACAUUGUGGGCCAGACAAUUCAUUGUUGUUGGGGGGCUGUCCUGUGCAUUUUUAGGAUGUUGAGCAGCAUCCUUGACCUCUAUCCAUCAAAUGCCAAUAGUGACACCCUAGUUGGAACAACAAAAUGUCUCCAGACAUUUCAAAUGUCCCUGAGGGGUGGGGGGAAUGGGCAGAAUAUCACCUGAUUGAGAACCAGUGGUCUAGAAUAAUAAGUAUAGAGUGGUUUCUGCCAGGGGAUGUUCUAGGCUCACUCUGGCUGAGCCUAUGGCUUAGCUGAACCUCUGACUGAGCCCUUUGGGACAUGCACAAUCAGCAACUCCAAGAGGGUGGGCUCAGUCUCCUCCAAAUGGAGGUGCUUCCAUGCCAUAGGUCUGCCCUCAGGACACAUUUCCUUUGUCUCAUGAACUGGGUUUUCAUUUAAAAUUGUCAGUCUCUUCUUCCUGGAAGCACCUCCUGUCAUCAAGAAGAGUUGUCAUUUCCAAAAUUAAUGUGUUGACGAGUUGCACCUGACACUUCUCAUGCACACUGUGCUUGUGUUAUGAUACAAAUAGCCAUGUCGGCGCCAUCCAAGGAAGAACAUCAAGCCGCCUUCUCCUAGAACACCAAUUUGCACAAGGUUGGUGCCUUUCAGUUGCCGCCAUGGAUACAUUCUAUAGACAGUCAUGAAUCAUUCACGAACAAUUCUGCAUGAUUUAUUCCUGCACUCCAAAGUAAAGGCUUUCCACACUUCAGCUUGUGUCUAGACAGAGAUGUAUUAUAGAGCUUUCUUUGCCCUGAGGUUGUCUGUUGCCAGCUUCAAAAAUCCACACUCUUGGAAAAAAAUAUAAUAAAUGACAGGAAUAAGGUUUGAAACCCAGAAAAUAUCGUUAAUGGAGCCAUGUAGCAUAGUACCCUAUCUGUUACUAAGAAGUUACUAUGUCCUUUUUAGAAAAACAGAAAGAGAGUGCAAUUGACAAGCCAGGGUACAGAAAUUUCGCAUCAAAAUCCUGGCACAGUGAUAGUCCCAGCAAGAAUUAACUAGAAUGAAGUACAAUAUCCAUCAAGAAACGAUCUUUAGAGAGUUUGCAGAAUGAAGUCUGCUCUGUGGCCUCUGUUACCAGCCAGAGACAGAGAUUUUUUGUUUUUCUCUCAUGUUCCACUACAAGCUCUUUCUUUAAAACUUGGCAGCACUGACAUUUUUCCCCUUUUAGGGAGAGAUGAACCUAUACUGUGACAGAAUUUCUCGUGACCAGAAACAUUUACAACUUCCUUCUACGCAGGUCAUUGAGAAAUUCUUUCCAAACUCUGAACAACAGAGUUGUGGUCUCAUCUGUUGUUGUUGUUGGUUUUUUUUUUGGUUUUUUUUGAAGGCUUUGUUUGCAACCACACUAUCACCUCUGUCCUCAUAUUCCUCCUCUACCUUUGGUUCUCGGCUUUAACUACAGCUAUGUUUAAAUAAGGGAUCAACAUCCUGUUUGUCAACUGAUGCCUGUUUAAAAAAAAAAAGAUUCAGUUUCUAAAAUCUUUGAAAAAUGGUGUGCCUGAAAACUAGUGAGAAAAAAAACCAACUUAAACACUAAACUGUAAAAAGGGGAUUCUAGCAACAAUAUUUCAUGUGUAAAAAAUAUAUUAUUAAAAAUUAUUUUGUUAA